AUGACGGCGGCGGCCAGACACUGCCCGUCUUGGGCAGACCUGCAGCCAGAGCUUCUGGGUCUUGUGCUCAGGCGCCUUCCCUCCCUAGCCGACCGUGUUCGAUUGGGAGCAGUCUGCCGCGGGUGGCGUCGCAUUGCUCGGCAGGAGCCUGGUCUUCCCCCUCCGCUACCGUGGUUGACCUUGCUCGACGGCACCUUCCUCGGCGACCAAAGCGGCGAGAUUCACCGCAUGCAUGUACCGGAGGAUGCCUCUCUUCAUGGCUCCGUGGGCGACUGGCUCUUCCUCAAGCGACCUGAUGGCAAGCUCGAACUGAUGAACCCUUUCUCCAAGUGCGUCGUGCAGCUUCCUGUGGAAGCCAAUGGCCGCCUAAGGGAUUCGAUAUUCCACAAGCUGGUGCCGCUCUCCACUCUUGAUGAUCUGUCACUCGAGGAUUCUGUUUUCGCUGUACUGACUGUGACCAGGGGGUUUCAGAGUGUAAUUUCUAUUGGCCGGCGACACUCGGCUCCCGCUGCACGCACAACAAUAAUGCCAGAGUACAUCUACGACGCCGCGUUCUUCGAAGGGAAGUUGUACGCUCUCGCACUUGAGAAGCUCUUCGCCUUUGAGAUUGUUGCCAGCGAUGAUGGGAGGCUAAGUGUGUCAUCCAUGAAACAUGUAGCUAACGCCGUCGAGUAUCUAGGAACGACGAUGCAACUAACCAUUGGUGAUAAGACGUACAACUGCAUAUAUCGGAGUUACCUUGUUGCAACUAGCGGUAAACUGUUACAGGUAAGACGAUUAAUUGGAGCCUUAUCCACUUUACCGAAGGAUGAAAGGUUUGAAGCGAAGAACUGCGUCACCCUGUCUUUUGAAGUCUAUGAGGUGGACUUGACCACCAAUUCCAAACAUAAGUGGAAAAGGCUCAAUACCUUGCGAAACCAAGCACUCUUUGUUGGCACCCGCUCCUCCAAGGCUCUCCCUGCUUGUGAAUGUGGAGCUCAGGAGAACUGCAUCUACUUUGUGUGUGACUAUGAUCACGAACAUUGGACAACAGAUCCUCUUCGUGACUGUGGUGUCUUCAACAUGAGAAAUAAGAUGAUCACUCCAUUAUUGUUGGACACAACAGUUGUGCGUCCACAAGGCUGCAAAGGACUUCCAGCAUGGUUUUUCCCUACUAAAACUAUGUAA
Messenger RNA from Miscanthus lutarioriparius, 1167 nucleotides. NCBI's taxonomy places the organism in Eukaryota, Viridiplantae, Streptophyta, Magnoliopsida, Poales, Poaceae. The record is from the annotation of a GenBank genome assembly.